GUGGCUGGCAUCCAGUAGCCUUUUCCCUCUGUCAUGCAUCCACACAAGCACAUCUCUGCAGAAAUCCAAGAAGUGGGAGAAAAAGAACUGGGUCGUCUACCCUCCGCAGCUGCCUGGAGAACCUCGCAGACCAGCUGAAAUAUAUCACUGUCGGAGGGAAAUAAAAUACAGCAAAGAUAAGAUGUGGUAUCUGGCAAAACUGAUACAAGGAAUGUCCAUUGAUCAGGCUCUUGCUCAGUUGGCAUUUAAUGAUAAAAAAGGAGCAAAGGUGAUCAGAGAGGUUCUGUUAGAAGCACAGGAAAUGGCAGUAAGAAAUCACAAUGUGGAAUUCAAGUCAAAUUUACAUAUAG
Molecule: messenger RNA, 350 nt
Organism: Mesitornis unicolor (brown roatelo)
Lineage: Eukaryota; Metazoa; Chordata; Aves; Mesitornithiformes; Mesitornithidae
Gene: MRPL22
Product: mitochondrial ribosomal protein L22
Exons: 4
Biological process (GO): ribosome assembly; translation
Cellular component (GO): ribosome; mitochondrial large ribosomal subunit
Molecular function (GO): structural constituent of ribosome
Source: RefSeq, a predicted model, not a curated record